GGCACUGACAGAUGGUAUUGAUGGGCACUGAUGGGGCUACACUGAUCAUCAGUGCCCUGAUGAUCACUAUAGAAAUUGGUUGGAAGCAGGGGCGGACUGACAACUCAUGGGGCCCCUGCAAUAGGGGAUCAUGGGGCCCCUGUGUCCUUGCCCAAACUCAAAAAAGCCUAUGAAAAAGGUACCAGGGGCAUCUCAUGGGGCCCCCUACUGACCCCGGGCCCUCGGGCAGUGCCCAAGUUUCCAAAUGGUCAGUCUGCCCCUGGUUGGAAGUGCAGAAA
This is a messenger RNA of Staurois parvus, 278 nucleotides long. The record is from the annotation of a GenBank genome assembly. NCBI's taxonomy places the organism in Eukaryota, Metazoa, Chordata, Amphibia, Anura, Ranidae.